AUGGCCGCGAAGUCGGAUGGAGCGGCGGCCGCGGCCGGCCCGGGGCCCGAGGGGCCGGCGGGAGCAGCCCGGGGCGGGGCAGGAGGGCGCGGGGAGGUAGCGGCGGAGAUCGCGGGCCCGGGCCCGGCGGCGGCGGGGGGCCCGGGGCCGCGCUACGAGCUGCGAGACUGCUGCUGGGUGCUGUGCGCGCUGCUCGUGUUCUUCUCCGACGGCGCCACCGACCUGUGGCUGGCGGCCUCCUACUACCUGCAGGGUCAGAACACCUACUUCGGCCUCACCUUGCUCUUCGUGCUCCUGCCCUCGCUGGUGGUGCAGCUUCUCAGCUUCCGCUGGUUCGUCUACGACUACUCGGAGCCCGCGGGGACCCCGGGACCCGCCGUCAGCACCAAGGACAGCGACAUCGGCGGAGCCGCCAUCAGCACCAAGGACAGCGCUGUCGCCUUCAGGACCAAAGAAGGCAGCCCGGAGCUGGUCCCCCGGCCCGUGCAGUCCUCGGCCAGCACCUACCGCCGCCGCUGCUGCCGCCUCUGCGUCUGGCUGCUGCAGACCCUCGUUCACCUCCUGCAGCUCGGCCAGGUCUGGAGGUACCUGCGCGCCCUGUACCUGGGGCUACAGAGCCGCUGGCGCGGGGAGCGGCUGAGGCGCCACUUCUACUGGCGGAUGCUGUUCGAGAGCGCGGAUGUGAGCAUGCUGCGUCUGCUGGAGACCUUCCUGCGCAGCGCGCCGCAGCUGGUGCUGCAGCUCAGCCUGCUGGUCUACCACAGCCGACAGCCAGACCUGCUGACUGCCCUCUCCAUCUCUGCCUCCCUUGUGUCCCUGGCCUGGACACUGGCAUCCUACCAGAAGGUGCUGAGAGACUCCAGAGACGACAAGCGGCCCCUGUCCUACAAGGGUGCGGUAGCCCAAGUACUAUGGCACCUGUUCACCAUUGCAGCCCGAACCCUGGCUUUCGCCCUCUUUGCCAGCGUCUACAAGCUCUACUUUGGCAUUUUCAUCGUAGCCCACUGGUGCAUCAUGACCUUCUGGGUUAUCCAGGGUGAGACAGACUUCUGCAUGUCCAAGUGGGAAGAGAUCAUCUACAAUAUGGUGGUGGGGAUCAUCUACAUCUUCUGCUGGUUCAACGUCAAGGAGGGCCGCAGCCGCCGCCGGGUGACCCUCUACUACUGCAUCGUGCUGCUGGAGAACGCAGCUCUCACUGGCUUCUGGUACUCCAGCCAGAACUUCUCCACUGACUUCUACUCACUCAUCCUGGUCUGCGUGGUCGCCUCCAGCUUUGCCCUGGGCAUAUUCUUUAUGUGUGUCUAUUACUGUCUCCUGCACCCCAAUGGGCCCAUGCUGAGGCCCCAGGCACCUGGCUGCAUCUUCCCUGAAGCCCCAGGGCCCUGUGCCCCUCCAGCUGAUGCCAUCACAAGUCCACCAAGAUCUCUGCCAAGGACUACAGGCCCUGAGCGGGACGGGGCCUCGGUGGGAGGUGAGCGAGCUGGGACUCCUACGCCACCGGUCUUCCAGGUGCGACCCGGUUUGCCUCCCACGCCAGUGGCUCGCCCCUUGCGGACAGAGGGGCCUGUCAUUCGGAUUGACUUGCCUCGGAAAAAGUAUCCAGCAUGGGAUGCUCAUUUUAUUGACCGCCGGCUCCGGAAGACCAUUCUGGCUUUGGAGUAUUCUUCACCUGCCACGCCCAGGUUGCAGUACCGGAGCAUGGGCACCUCCCAGGAGCUGCUGGAGUAUGAGACCACAGUGUAG
Messenger RNA from Peromyscus eremicus (cactus mouse), 1743 nucleotides. RefSeq names its product XK related 7 (gene Xkr7). NCBI's taxonomy places the organism in Eukaryota, Metazoa, Chordata, Mammalia, Rodentia, Cricetidae. Gene Ontology annotation, cellular component: plasma membrane. Gene Ontology annotation, biological process: engulfment of apoptotic cell; phosphatidylserine exposure on apoptotic cell surface; apoptotic process involved in development. The coding region runs from base 1 to 1743 and encodes 580 amino acids. The transcript is spliced from 3 exons. The record is from RefSeq and is a predicted model, not a curated record.